Cydia pomonella (codling moth) is the source of this 1506-nucleotide messenger RNA. RefSeq lists its product as uncharacterized. The record is from RefSeq and is a predicted model, not a curated record. The transcript has 3 exons. NCBI's taxonomy places the organism in Eukaryota, Metazoa, Arthropoda, Insecta, Lepidoptera, Tortricidae. Bases 119 to 793 code for a protein of 224 amino acids.
CAUUUCAAAAUUGACAAAUAGGAAUAUAGGGUUUGGAAAAACGAUUAUAAAUUUACCGUGAUAGUUUUGUUAUGAACUAAAUUAUUAAGUGAUACAUAAGGCUUAUAAAACUAUAAAAAUGGAAAUUUGCUGCUUAGAGGAAUGUGGUGCGAAUUCAGUGCGGCCAGUUCUGAUUGCUCCGAGGUGCAACGAUGCGCCUGUUGACUUCUACCCUUGUCUUCCGGCGUGCACUAAAACAUAUUAUUGCUGUGAAAAACCAAAGCCUAAGGAAUCUCGCGAAGAAAGUUCUCGUCGAGGCGAGUGUCGUCAUAGCCAACAUAAGAUGGAGCGUCGACCAUGUUCACCGCCUAACAAUCAUCAGGACUGCUACGUCGUUCGUCCGCCAUCGCCUCGGCCGCCGUGUUGCGAGCCGCAGUGUAAACCGACCAAGACAAAGUACAUUAUACCAUGCUAUCGAUAUGAAGAUGGACGCAUUGCUAACCAACCGACGGUGCUAAUGCGGCGCGCUUGCGAAGUGGCAGUCGGCAAGCGCCCGCGUAAGAAGCCCUACGAAGAGAGCCGCUUCAUUCGCGACGCCGACCACCAAGAAUCACGUUACAUCAGGGAAGAUGAAGAGGGCAACUGUUGUUUUCAUUUCGAAAACCAAAAAAACCAGUCCUGCCCACCCAUUGGACAGUGCGCCUCGUGUCCUCAGUAUUGCAUGGAGUACCCGCCCUGCGUGACCGCUCGUCCUAUGCCGUCGCCGCCACCACCGCAGAAUUGUUACUAUUACUCCUGCUACAAUCCUUGUUAAAUACUAGAAAACAUAAGGCCAGUAGAAGUAUGAGAUUAUUCACUCCGCAUAUACCCAAAAAUAUGUAUCGUGUGAAAAUUUAUACUUCGUUUUUAUUUACCGGGAUUAAAGUAAUCAUUUAAGGACGACGGAGAUAAUUUUGUCACUUGGAAUAAAUGCGCUUUUACAUAGAAUCACAUUCAAUUCGUCACGAAUAAAUUAAACCAAGUUACUGAAAAAAAUGUGCACAUACAAUAUAAUAAUAUAUUUUAUUUCUAAUUAAACAAGGCGCAUUUACCCCGUAAACGCAAAAUGGUGAACCUAUUGUUUUCUUUUAUACGUGUGACACGUAUAAAAUCGAAGAAUUGUAUUUUAUAUUACUUAAGGUCGUUAUAUUUCGAGCAGAAAUAAUGGAGGCCAUGGACACUGUUUCUUUUUGUUAAUUUUGCAUACACACUUGACGUAAAACCGUAGCUCAAAGGUAGUUUAUACAUAACCAUCUUGUCCAUAUUUCCUUAGUAUCUAAAUUGGGGUAUUUUUAAUAUCCUCCCAUUUCGAUAAUAAUAGUAAAUGUAAAAGUAAUUAAAAUAUUGUAAGUUUAAAUUAUACACCAGUUAUUUUUUGUUUUUGUUUACUGUUUGUCAUUGUUUUGUAAGCUGUGCUGUAGUAGUUUAUAGCAGUGUUUGUUGUUAUCUUAUCCAGUUUUAUUCGCCAUUACAUUCAUUUGUUGUUGA